Molecule: messenger RNA, 241 nt
Organism: Drosophila arizonae
Lineage: Eukaryota; Metazoa; Arthropoda; Insecta; Diptera; Drosophilidae
Product: bomanin Short 3
Biological process (GO): defense response
Source: RefSeq, a predicted model, not a curated record
ACAGCAUCAGUUCAGCUUCACUUCCACAAGCAACAAGCUAAUUAACUAACUAAACAAAAUGAAAUUCCUAUCAAUUGCCUUUCUGCUCGGUCUGCUGGCUCUGGCUAGUGCCACGCCCCUUAACCCUGGCAAUGUGAUCAUCAAUGGUGAUUGCCGAGUCUGCAAUGUGCGAGGUGGCAAAUGAGAAGACACUCGAAACGGUUCAAACUUUAACUAUAAUAUCGUCUAUAUGGAUUACAGU